AUGAAUGAAGAGUUCUUGGAAACGAUCAACAGUGGACGAUGGCGUCAUAAAGGAGAACAAUAUUUCCACACCAUAUACUUAGGUAUUCGAAGCCGGCAGAGUGGGGAGAAUGACAGAUGGAGGUUUUACUGGAAAAUGGUAUAUGAGUAUGCAGAUGUGAGUAUGCUGCAUUUGCUAGCCACCUUUCUGGAAAGUGCUCCACAGCUGGUCCUGCAGCUCUGCAUUAUCGUACAGACUCAUAGCUUACAGGCCCUCCAAGGUUUCACUGCGGCGGCCUCCCUCGUGUCUUUGGCUUGGGCCCUGGCCUCUUACCAGAAGGCCCUCCGGGACUCUCGAGACGACAAGAAGCCCAUCAGCUACAUGGCCGUCGUCAUCCAGUUCUGCUGGCACUUCUUCACCAUUGCCGCCAGAGUCAUCACCUUCGCCCUCUUCGCCUCGGUUUUCCAGCUCUACUUCGGGAUCUUCAUCGUCCUCCACUGGUGCAUCAUGACCUUCUGGAUCGUACACUGUGAGACAGAAUUCUGUAUCACCAAAUGGGAAGAGAUUGUGUUCGACAUGGUGGUGGGGAUCAUCUACAUUUUCAGCUGGUUCAACGUCAAGGAAGGCAGGACUCGCUGUAGGCUCUUCGUUUACUACUUUGUGAUUCUUUUGGAAAAUACAGCCUUGAGUGCCCUCUGGUACCUCUACAAGGCUCCCCAGAUCGCAGACGCGUUUGCCAUCCCGGCGCUGUGUGUGGUGUUCAGCAGUUUUUUAACUGGCGUCGUUUUUAUGCUGAUGUAUUAUGCCUUCUUUCACCCCAACGGACCCAGGUUCGGGCAGUCACCAAGCUGUGCUUGUGAGGACCCAGUCGCCGCCUUCACUCUGCCUCCAGAGGUGGCCACGAGCACGCUCCGGUCCAUCUCCAACAACCGCAGUGUCGCCAGCGACCGCGACCAGAAAUUUGCAGAGCGGGACGGGUGCGUCCCUGUCUUUCAGGUGAGGCCCACGGCCCCGUCCACCCCAUCGUCUCGCCCACCACGGAUUGAAGAAUCUGUCAUUAAAAUUGACCUGUUCAGGAAUAGGUACCCAGCGUGGGAGAGACACGUUUUGGACCGAAGCCUCCGGAAGGCCAUCUUAGCCUUUGAAUGUUCCCCGUCUCCUCCAAGGCUGCAGUACAAAGAUGAUGCCCUUAUUCAGGAGCGGCUGGAGUAUGAAACCACUUUAUAA
Puma concolor (puma) is the source of this 1206-nucleotide messenger RNA. Lineage: Eukaryota; Metazoa; Chordata; Mammalia; Carnivora; Felidae. The record is from RefSeq and is a predicted model, not a curated record.